Messenger RNA from Cladophialophora immunda, 3043 nucleotides. RefSeq lists its product as uncharacterized. The coding region runs from base 404 to 2608 and encodes 734 amino acids. The transcript has 4 exons. Lineage: Eukaryota; Fungi; Ascomycota; Eurotiomycetes; Chaetothyriales; Herpotrichiellaceae. The record is from RefSeq and is a predicted model, not a curated record. Gene Ontology annotation, cellular component: membrane.
CAACAAGAAUGCGUCUCACCAGCCUCUCACCACCUGGAAACCGAUCGACUGCGCUGCGAAACCCACGAGGGACGGACCACGACGGCAUCAGAUUGCCUCGCUAGCACAUCUGGCCCCAUGAACUACUAUCAGCUGCCAGUGUCCUUGUGAAUCUACUCUCUCGAUCCAUAAUUUGCUCGAGCGGUGGUCGCUGUAAACAAUUCUCCCUCUCCUUGCUUUUCUUUCCUCUUUCCAAGCCACAUUCUUCUUCCUUGUGUUGCUACUACUACGCCUUACACUUUGAGUUUCGUCUUCACGCUGACCGUUGGGACUCGAGCUUCCCGUCGGACGGAUUGAAGGAGCGCGACUGUGAUUGCCCGCAGCAACACUUUUGUGAGAGCUGGUCGGCAGACCGUUACAGUCAAUGGAAGGCCAAACAGACGGAAACACGGCCGAGGGCCAGUACCAGCGCGUCGCAGAGUCGCAGGAAGGCUAUGGGACAGGCCCCGAAAUCACAAACUCCAGCUCUGACUUCGAAGUCCUGUGUGGCCCUCUACUGAACUACCAGCGUAUGAGCGAUGAAAGCCCCUCGAAUAUCUUCUGGCACGGCUCCGUCCUUCUCGUCACGACACCCAAUGUCAAUACUCCCAGUCUGGAACUAAAGACCCUUGGGGCAUGGGAAUCCGGCGCAAAGAUCAAGUCUUCUCCGCCGCAGUUGGUGCAAGGGUUGAAGCUGUACUCGGACCCGGACAAGACAUUUUGGCGGUUCACUCUCAAGGUCCCUUUGGUUGAGGCGGAAGCAAAAUGGCAGUACUCGAUACCAAACAUGCGAUUCCUCACCAAUGUUAGUAAGGAGCCGUCGAGGCAGUUUGUGGUGCCUUCCAUCACGCAAUCCAUGCGCAUCAUGUUCCACUCGUGCAAUGGGUUUUCGGUCGGAACGGACGAGGACUUUUGGUCAGGGCCUGCGUUGUGGCAUGACGUCCUGCGCACUCACGAACAGCGCCCGUUCCAUGUCAUGAUCGGUGGAGGCGAUCAGAUUUACAACGAUUCGAUCCGAGUCAAGGGACCAUUGAAGGAGUGGACUUCGAUUGCCAAUCCCAAAAAGAGACGAGAAUACCUGUUCGGCGAGGAUCUGAGGGAUCGAUGCGACAAGUACUACUUUGAGAACUACAUACGAUGGUACUCCACCGAACCUUUCGCCUCGGCCAAUUCUCAGAUUCCCCAGAUCAAUAUCUGGGACGACCACGACAUCAUUGACGGGUUCGGUUCGUAUACCGACCAUUUCAUGAGAUGUGCUGUGUUCCGGGGGCUUGGUGGCGUCAGUUUCAAGUACUAUUGCUUAUUCCAGCACCACACCGCCCCUCCAGUUUCCACAUUCACCACGGACGCGCCGAAGACCAUGGGUGCUGAUGCCAAUGGCACGGCAGGGGCCGAUCCGCGGCAACUGAGGAACACGUAUGUGUAUAAGAGGACGGCAGACGACCCCAGUUGGAUUGUUGGCAAGCGUCCCGGUCCGUACGUUGAGGAGCGGUCGAGAAACCUGUACAUGCGCUUGGGUCGCCAUAUCGCUUUCUGCGGUAUUGACGCCAGAACGGAACGGACGAGAAAGCAAGUCAAUUAUCCAGACACGUACGACCUGAUCUUUGAAAGACUGGAGAAGGAGUUCACGGCUGCGCGGGGAGAAAUCACACACUUGAUUCUCCUCCUCGGCGUGCCCAUCGCAUAUCCCCGACUGGCAUGGCUAGAAAACAUCCUGACGUCGCCCCUGAUAGCCCCCGUCCGCUUGCUGAAUAAGAGGUUCGGCUUCGCCGGCGGCUUUUUCAACUCCUUCGACGGCUCUGUUGAUCUCCUAGACGACUUGGACGACCACUACACGGCACGCCACCACAAAACUGAACGACGCGAAUUGGUGCUUCGAUUACAGAAACUCUCAACCCAGUUUUCCGUUCGAAUCACCAUCCUCGGCGGAGACGUGCAUCUCGCAGCUUUAGGCCGCUUCUACUCAAGUCCUGCAGAUGACAUGGACCCGAUUCACGAUCCACGAUACAUGGCCAACAUCAUCUCCAGCGCCAUCACCAACAAGCCGCCUCCCCGAGCUGUGGCAAACUUACUAGCGCGGAGAAACAAAAUCCACCAUCUGAGGGAUGGGAAUACCGACGAGACACUCCUCAAGAUGUUCAACAAACAACCAGGGGGCGUGAUGAAAGGUGCGGACUGGAAUCAAUGCACGAUGCCAAGCAGAAAUUUUGCGUGUAUCACCGAGGUUCCCGAUGACGAGGACUCGCGACCAGCAAAUGGCAUCCUCAAUGGCUCUGCCGACUCGCAAUCGACGUCAAGUGCCGUGAAUACAACGGGCAAGACGGGCAAAUCUCGUCCUCACACGAACAAGGGUGCACGCGACGGACACGGAUAUCUACACCUCGGUGAGGAGGGGGCGGGAACAACACAUUUAGCCGCAGAUGGGAUCAGUUCAGAGGCCGUCGGCCCGCCGCUGAGGGGAGGCUUGAACGUCGCGAUAAGGGUCGAGAUCAACAACCGAGACCCAGAAGGGAGGACGGAGGGAUAUGGGAUGAGCAUUCCUAAGCUCACGAUCAAGCCCACACCUCGAACACCAGAGACACACGGAUAAACGUCGACCACACCGGUGGUGGGUAUUUUCUUAGACACAGUUCGACUGCUGACCUGUCCGUCAGGUGGACUCAUUUUAGAGAUGAGGCCCAUCCUUGACCCAAAAUUUUCCGAUAUUGAUCACCCUGUUAUUAUUAAACAUUAGUUUAUCCACCGCCUCAAAUAGAGGGGGUGGGAAAAUGAGCGGCGGCGGCGGCAGUGCAACACCAGCGCAGCAGCAGUAGGAAUUCCCGCUCCACAAAGACCAGGAGAGAAGGGAGGUGCGUAUAAUGUAAUGUACUAGUACAGUCAGUCAGACAGACAAACAGAACAGAACAGCGAGACAAUGUAUCGGUCCCAUGGAUAUUUGUGUACCAUGAUCACCGCCACUGGACGAUACAAUUCAAUCGAUAUCUUUGGUAUGCUCGUCGUCCAUUGCAGGAUGUAGAGUGUAGAG